Pieris rapae (cabbage white) is the source of this 1512-nucleotide messenger RNA. RefSeq lists its product as uncharacterized. NCBI's taxonomy places the organism in Eukaryota, Metazoa, Arthropoda, Insecta, Lepidoptera, Pieridae. The transcript is spliced from 6 exons. Bases 172 to 1269 code for a protein of 365 amino acids. The record is from RefSeq and is a predicted model, not a curated record.
CGUCAGAACAGAUCACAGAUGAAUAAUGGGGUACUUUUGUUAUUAUUAAGCGUAUAACCUUUAUUUUCGCUUUUAUUUCUAACAAUAAACAUUACAAAUCGAAUGAAUUAGUGCAAAAUAUUGUUAAGUUUGGAAUUAUAUUCCAACCACCGUCGAAUUUUAUGACUCAAGAUGUUCUGCUUACAAGAGAAGGAGUUGCAUUCUGAUCCAUUUAAUGAAAAGGAUCCCCUGGAAAGUCACAACCUCACAGACUCAAGUGAUGAUGAACCUACAGCCAAAAGACUUAAAUAUGACUCGGAACUCAACCUUAAAGUAUACCAGAUACCCACCUUUAAUACACCAAAAUCACUAUCAAUCUAUCCUAUACCUUCAAAUACUCUCUCUAAUUCACUGCCUAAGUUUGUUAACAACCCAUUAAAUUUAGCAAAUCCGUUAGAUUUAGCUGCUAAUGUUAAUAAUGUAGUGAAGUCCUUGCAAAGUAGAUAUUCAUUGCCUUCAAAGUUGAUGAUAACUCCGGUGCCUAAGACUGAUGGAGAGAUAGUAAGAUAUAAAAAAAAUGGUGAAGUAGCAAAGAAGAGAGGGCCACCUAAAGGAUAUAAACGGAAGCCAAAGGAACUAUCUCAGAGUUUUACUAAUGGCACUGUGUUACAGCAAACAAAAAACAAAAUACUGACAAGUCUCCUAGCGACAAACAACACAACGGUGACAACAGUUGAUCCAAUCCCAGAAGUAGCCGCACCAGUUAUAAGCGAACCUAUAAAAUUACCACCAGGUGUAGAGUUAGUAGAACUCUACUUGGAUCCCGAAGACUGGUUCCCAACUGAACCUUAUCGUAUGACAUUCAGCCGGAAAAAGAAUCCCAAGUGGAAGAACUUUCCUUAUCGCUGUGAACAUUGUUUUAAGGGUUACCGAGUGGCAUCGACUCUCAUCAGUCAUGCGGCAGAACGGCACGGCUCAGUGCCAAAAGACCUGGCCAUACCAUGCCCCUGUUGUCCUCACGUGUCGCUGCGGCGGAAGCAGCACAAGAAACAUUUGGAAACACACGCCAGCAGGAAACAUAGGAUAUUCUGUCUCUAUUGUUUACCUCCUAAUGAAACAUCCGAGCCCUUUGUUAAAGAGCCGGUGAAAUAUCCUUUCGACAAAUUCCCACAGUACUGGUAUGCGUCUGAAGAAUCCUUAAGACUCCAUAAGAAAAGAAAACAUCCCUACGCAGCCAUGUUUAAUUACAACUGGUUCGGCACAUGGGCGGAUUAUCAACCGAACAGCUAAGUGUAUAAGUUAUAAAAAAUUUAAGUUAUACAUUAUAUAUAAUUUGUUUAGUUAUACAUUUUAUAUAAGUUCUUAAAUAAAUAGAAAACUUUUACUUAUAUUUUAGUAAUUAUAAGGUGAUAUUGUGUGAAUUAAAUUUUAGACAAUGAUUUUUAAACUUCUUUCACGAUUCAUCGUGUAUACAUUUAAUUAAAACCGAUCAUAUAAUUGCAUGAUGGUUUAAAACUAACUAAUAGAUUCAUU